Molecule: messenger RNA, 3314 nt
Organism: Drosophila hydei
Lineage: Eukaryota; Metazoa; Arthropoda; Insecta; Diptera; Drosophilidae
Gene: Mms19
Product: MMS19 nucleotide excision repair protein homolog
Exons: 7
Coding region: 344-3232 (962 amino acids)
Biological process (GO): iron-sulfur cluster assembly
Cellular component (GO): cytosolic [4Fe-4S] assembly targeting complex
Source: RefSeq, a predicted model, not a curated record
GAUUUAUACAUUGUACAUUUUGACUUCUGAUAAAUGAAAUUGUAAAUUUUCAAAAAUAAACCCUGAAAAAUACAAUAAAAAAAGAAAUUUCUUAUGUUUUUACUAUUCAAACAAGCUGACACUAUCGAUGAUUGUAGAAAUUAAUCGAUAUCUACAAAGUGGUACUACAUGCAGUAAGCCCACUACGUAUGAACAACCAACAGCUUGACCGUGCCUGGGGCCCCUAUAGAUAACAAAAGAAGCAAGCAUACCAUUUGAAGUCUUAUAUUAUUUUUGGCUUAAGACUGCUUACGAGAGGUAUUUGUGUGUUAAAUUUAGCGCUUACGUUAGCGCCGGUUGAAGGAUGACAACACCCACGCGUGCAACACUCGAGAAAGCUCUCAAAAGCGAUGCCAAGCUGCAAGCAACGGCUACACAAAUUGCAAAUGAACUAACUAGCGGAACCUACACCAUAGCCGAACUGGCCGAAGAGUUAGGCUUUGCGUUGACCUCAGCGGACACCGAGGAACGCGUCGCCGGCACAAAUUUGUUGUCCGCUGUGCUUAAUGGUCUGCCCGGCGAUGUCUUGAACUCCAAGCAGUUAGAAUUCCUAACGACCUUCUACACGGAUCGCCUACGCGAUCAUCACAAUGUUAUGCCCGCCAUAAUUGUAGGCCUAAAUGCCUUGGUGCACAUGAAGCAGCUACCGUCUGAAAACGUGCCACUCUUGUUGCAAGCAUUCUUCCAAUAUACGACCUGUCAGUCGCAAACGCGUGGUGAUCGCACCAAGAUAUUCAAAAUGUUUAAGUUCCUGACAUUGCAUUUCCAGCCAGAACUUGUUAAAAUGUCUGGCGACUUUUUGUUUGGUUUGAUCAAUUCGAUUGAUGGAGAACGUGAUCCGCGCAAUUUGGAUAUCAUUUUUAGUUUUAUGCCCGAGUUUAUAUCACAAUAUCCACUUUUGCAUUUAGCCGAGGAGAUGUUUGAAAUCUUUGCAUGCUAUUUUCCAAUCGAUUUCAACCCUAGCAAAGAGGAUCCAGAAGCCAUAACACGUGAUGCGCUCGCCGAGAAGCUAACCAACUGUCUGGUGGCUAGUGAACAGUUUGCCGAAUGGACCGUGUCGUUGGCCGUAGAAAAGCUGGAUAGCCAACUUGUUGUGGCCAAAUUGGAUUCCAUUGAGCUGCUGCAUCAAGCGGCUCUCAAGUUCUCACCAGGCGCACUGGAGCCGUAUUUCGCCCAAAUCUGGCAGGCAUUGAAGGCGGAAACCUUUCCUGGCUCUGAUAAUGCGGACGUGCUGAGAUGUGCACUCAAGGCCCUCGCCGAGUUGUUGAAAAGCGCUGCUAAGGUGCCGAGCAUCAGCCAUAACUAUCAGAGCAAUGUGCUGGGCGUUGUGCUGCCCCACAUGAGCGAUGUACACCAUCGCCUCUUUCAUCCAGCCACUGCAAUAUCUCUGAUGUGUGUCUCGGGCGAUGCGCCCUAUGCAGCUGAUAAAAUACUGAACACUUUUCUACUUAAACUUCAGACAACUGAGUUGAGUCUAACGACCAGCGAGGAGCGCAUCAGAUUUUAUCACAUUAUUAGUCAGGUUUAUAAGCUGGCCGCUCUGAGGGAUUCACUGGCAAAGCUGGAUAAGACCAUACUGUUGCCGUUGCAAGAUGAUGUCAUCAAGGCGCUGCGCUUAUGUGAGCGCGAAGAUUUCGAUGCCAAAAAAGAGGACUUGGAGUUGCAGUGUGCUGCGUUGUCGGUGCUCUGUGAAUGUGUUCCCGUGCUGAGCGAGGCACAACGUGCGCUGGUCUACAAGGCACUCGUACAGCUAAUUAGUCAUCCGUACAUCGAUCUGGACUUUAAGCAGUUAACUGUUAAUCUGGGUGCCCUGCAGCCCGUGGAACUGCAGUCGUCUUUUAUAGAUAUAUGCAUCCGUAAUUUUGACAUAUUCUCGGAGUUUAUCAAACGCAAAAUCUACGCAAAUCUUCUUCCACUGCUGCCUCAGGUCGCGUUUACGCAUCGCAUACUUGAUCUGGUCAUGAAGGAAGUAUUCACGGCUAAUGUCAUAGAACCUGGUCGCAUAUUGGCUUUGGAAGCGCUCUCCACACUGCUCAAUCAGGAAGAGCAACGCUUUAUUGUGGAGCUGCAGCAGCAGUCAAAUCUGUUGCACAAGCUCAUAGAGCUGGCUCAAAAUACUUCCACAUUGCCGCUGACAUCGUUAGAGCUGAUUGCCGCCGCACUGUGUCGCAUCAUGCAACAGCUGCCUCUAUCCGAGCAGAGCGCGAUUGUCAGCGAGUAUCUGCCGACGCUGGAUCUGCAGCAGGCGGCACAUCUGUACGUGGCUAAGGGUCUGUUGGGCUAUCUGCACAAGGACAUUUGUCUCGAUGAUCAUUUCGAGCGUCUGCUAGACGAUCUCACCAAAUUGUCGCUGAGCUCCGACAACGAACAACUGCGCGACAUUGCGCAUCAUUUGCUCUGCAGUCUGGUCAACAAAAUGGACAACACUGAAGAGAAUCGCAACCAGGUAAAACGCAUCAUACACCAGCUUAAAGUAGCCAUCAAAUCGGGCGACCAGCGAGCCGUUCACCUGCUCGCGUGGCUGGCCAAGGGCCUAGUGGUAGCCGGCUUCGAGGAGGCAGCCGAGAUUGUAACCGAUCUUACGGAGCUACUGGAGCAUCCCACAUUGUGUAGCGCCGCUGCUGUGGCCUUUGACAUUAUUGCUACCGAGUUUCCCGAAUUGGAUUUGCCUGUAGUCAAAUUCUUGUACAAGCAAAAGUUCUUUCACACCAUUAUGAACAAGUUGGGCAGCAAGCUCUCCAACUACUGCGAACACCAUAUGAAGGCAUUCAUCUACGUGCUAAAGGCUACGCCGCAUUCGGUGAUUAGACUUAACAUUAAACAAUUGGGUCCGCUGCUCUUCAAGACCCUGGACGCACAAAAUGAUGCCCAAUUCCUUUGCAUAGCACUGGGCAUAUGUAAUAACUUUGUGGAGCAGCAGGAUUCGUACUUCCAGACUCAUCUCGGACACAUAAUACCCAGCUGCCUGGAGCUGUCCAAGCAAAAGACGCAACCAAACAUGCAAGUGCGCAUUGCAGCAUUGCAGCUGCUCUAUGACAUAACCAAGUAUCCGACCUUUGUGCUGCUGCCUCACAAGACCGACGUGACUCUGGCUCUGGCUGCUGCCCUGGAUGAUUCCAAGCGUCUGGUGCGAAAUUCUGCAGUCAAGGCUCGCAAUGCUUGGUAUUUGGUGGGCGCACCCAGCGGUGAAUAGCAACACGAUGACAAGCAAAUUGUUCUUAGCAUUUUGAUUCAAUUGACAACGAAAAUGAAAUACGCACAAUUGUUAAAUAUUA